Messenger RNA from Passer montanus (Eurasian tree sparrow), 1846 nucleotides. RefSeq names its product antizyme inhibitor 2 (gene AZIN2). Gene Ontology annotation, cellular component: cytoplasm. The record is from RefSeq and is a predicted model, not a curated record. Gene Ontology annotation, molecular function: catalytic activity. The coding region runs from base 230 to 1579 and encodes 449 amino acids. The transcript is spliced from 10 exons. Lineage: Eukaryota; Metazoa; Chordata; Aves; Passeriformes; Passeridae.
CCGGGUUUGGUUGCCAUGGCCACGGUUGGGAGGCAGCGCCGGGAGGGAAGGGGCGCGGAGCCCCCCCAUCCUCUGCGGGGCUCGGGGCAGAACAAACAGCCCGUUCGUCCUCCUGGGAGAGCCAUGGCACCACCUGUUUAAAUGCUUUCCGAGCGUGUCUCGUCCUUAGAAUCCAUCCCCUGCUCCAGGAGGCUUUAAAGGGGCAUCCCCACACCCAGAGCACCACACCAUGAACGGCUACUUGAACGAGUCCAAUUUCCUGCUGGUGGAGGAGGGCUUCACCACCAGAGACCUCCUGGAGAACCUCCUGGGGGAGCAGUGCCAGGAGAGCCAGCAGCAGGCCUUCUUCGUGGCAGACCUCGGGGACAUUGUGAAGAAGCACCUGCGUUUCCUGAAGGCCUUGCCCCGGGUGAAGCCCUAUUUCCCAGUCAAAUGCAACGGCAGCGAGGGGGUGAUCAGGCUGCUGGCAGAGCUGGGGGCAGGGUUUGCCUGUGCCAACAAGGCAGAGAUCAGCCGGGUUCAGGGCAUUGGGGUCCCAGCAGACAGGAUCUUCUUCAGCAGCCCCUGCAAGCAGGUGGCCCACAUCAGGCACGCAGCCACGCGCGGGGUCCGGCUGAUGGCCUUUGACAACGAGGUGGAGCUGAGCAAGGUGGCCAGGAGCCACCCCCGGGCCAGGAUGCUGCUGGGGAUCUCUGCUGACCCCAUCCCCGCUGCCCAGCCGAGCAUGGCCUUUGGGAGCACGCUGCAAUGCUGCCGUCAGCUGCUGGAGACAGCCAAGGACCAGGCUGUGGAGGUUGUGGGCAUCAGCUUCCACCUGGGGAGCCGUGGGCUGGAGCCCCAGGCCUGGCCCCAGGCCGUGGCCACAGCACAGCUGGUGUGUGACAUGGGCACGGAGCUGGGGCACCACAUGCACCUCCUGGACAUCGGGGGGGGGUUCCCUGCCACCGAGGACGCCAGAGCCCCGCUGGAAGAGAUUGCUGCUGGGAUAAACUCUGCCCUGGAUUUGUACUUCCCCGAGGGCAGUGGGGUGGACAUUAUUGCCAGGCCUGGGCGUUACUACGUCACCUCUGCCUUCACCUUGGCUGUCAGCAUCACUGCCCUGGAGGAGAUCCCGGUGGAGCAGCCUGGCUCUGACGAGGAAGAGUGUGACAAGAAGAGCCUGGUCUAUCACCUCAGCGAUGGCAUCUACGGGGCCUUCAGCUGCCUCCUGUUCGACAGCCCCUGCCCCCGGCCCCAGCUGCCCAAGAGAGCCUGCCCCGAGCAGCCGUGGCACAGCAGCAGCCUGCGGGGGCCCGGCGAGGACGGCAUCGCCGAGGGGCUGCGGCUGCCCCGGCUGCGCGUGGGGGACUGGCUGCUCUUCGGGGACAUGGGGGCCUACAGCCUGCCCGCCGCUGCUCCCCGGGCACGCGUCACCUGCGCCAUGUCCCGCCUGGCCUGGAAAGCCAUCCAGCUCUUCCAGGGAAAGGCACCCCAGGCAGAAGAGGACCGUGAGAGCCUCUGCACGCCCCUGUCCUGCGGCUGGGAGAUGGCAGAGACACUUUGUGUCACCCCUGUCUUCGCUCCAGCUGGCAUCAUCUGAGCAGCUCCGGGCCAGGAGCCGCGGUGGGAAAGGUCCCGUGCUGGUACUGGCAGGGGAAAUGUCCCAGAGUGGUGUUGGGGUGGGGAAAACCCCAUGCAGAACCAGGGAAAAUGUCCCAGAGUGGUGUUGGGGUGGGGAAACCCCCAUGCAGAACCAGGGGAAAUGUCCCAAAGUGGUGUUGGGGUGGGAAAAAUCCCAUGCAGAACCAGGGGAAAUGUCCCAUAAUGUUUUGGGGUGGGAAAAUCCCAUGGCAGCAGCAGGGGAAAU